AUGAAUAUUUUCGAAGAAAAUGAAGCGCAUGAAAUGGGGUUCCAAGCGGACGGUGGCUUCCAACCCGAUGGCGACCUGCUUGUAGAUAACCCCAACGAUGAGCAAGGGGCAUUUUUCCCCAAUAGCGUGAACAGCUAUAAUGCAAAGAACGAAGCUCAACUAAGGGAUUCCGACCUGUUCCUAACAUUGAAUAACAAUUUUGCACCCAGCAACAACUCCACUUCGCAGGAACCCAUUUUGAAAGAAGGCGAAGUGGAAGCCCGUCCGUGCAAGUACCCGGAUCCCACUUCGCAGGAUGUGUUACAUUGCUAUAAGGCGAAGGAUCAUCCAGACGAAAAGAAUUAUUUGUACUCUUUGCACAAUAAAAACGAAGCACCUUCCAUCGAAAUGACGUAUGAUGGAUUUUUAAAUGACAACAACUAUUGCAAGUCUAGGAGUAUGUCAAUGAAUUUUACUGAUCCUUCGGACGACUGUGGCGGGAGUUCUGAUCCUCCGGGGGGGACAUCAAACGACAAGGCGGAUAGCGGGGAAGGGAAUAAUAGCCAUGAUCAGCGUGAUAAUCAGGAGGGUGAAGCGAAAGUAGAUGUAGAUGAUGAGACGAAUAACAACGGCAAAGCGAAUGAACAUGUCGAAGUUAAUGAAAGUGACAAGAUCCCCUGCGAUGGAGACAACGGGAAGGACGACAGGCCAAAUGAUAACAACGGCGAUGGAAACCCAGGAGGCAGUGAUAGUAAUGAUGACGGUGAUGAGGAUGACGACGAGGAGGGAGAAGGUAAUGACAGUAAAGAGGCAAAAGAAGGUAGUGAAGGUGAGGGAAAAAAAGAAGGUAGUGACAAGGAGGAGGAAAAAGUUGAUGUGCACAACUGCGCAACGAACGACGGUGGUGAGAUAAAUGGCCACGAUGAUAACCCUCAGGAGGAAAACGAAGAAGGAGAAAAAAAUGGUCAUAAGGAGGAAGGGAUAGAUGUUGGCGUCGAUGGGGAGAAGGCCAACCCAGUGAUAGAAGUCGUCCCAAUAGAGGAAGUCACUCCAGUAGUACAAGUCAUCCCAGUGGAGGACCUCCAGAGUGAGGUAACGAAACUGAAGGAGGACAUAAAAAAUAUGAAAAAGGAGAAAAUACACCUCCUGGCCAAAUUUAAAGCGUACACAUUGAACAACAAAAGGGAGAUCGAACGGUUGGAGGGGGAGUGCAAAGGUAGGGAGGACGAAGUUAAAACGCUGGACGAGGAGUGCAAAAAGAAGGACAGUCAAAUUGAGCAGCUUAUGGACCAACUUGCACAGCUCAAGGACCAACUUGCGCACCUGCAGGAAGAGAAGGCAAAGAUGGAGAGGGAGGCGAACACCCACGCUGAGGAGGUGAAAAGGUUGCAAGAAGAAAACGAUUGCCUGAACGAACAGAUAGAAGAAGAACACGCAAAAUUGGAGAAGCUCCAAAGUAGUCUCGAUCAGCAAGACGCGGAAGGGAACAAAUUGAAGUUGGACCUCCAGGAUAAGGAUGUGUUGUUUCUCUUUUCCACUGGGUCGGAUCGUCUCGUCUGUUUUACAAAAAAUGGGGAGCACCAUAUCGUGGAUGAGGAGUUGUUCAGGCAGAGUUACCCCACUGUGAAAGUGCCUACAUGUGUGCAAGACGAACACCUGAACGAGUUAAAGGAGCAAUCCCUCCAGGUAGAAAAAAUUGCAGAGGAGAAGAACCUCGUCGAAGAGGAGAAGAACCGCGUCGAAGAAGAGUUCCUCGCGUAUAAGAACAAGGUAACCGCCCUGAUUAACGAAACAAACGAAAGUUGGAAAAAUAUAGAAGAGAAAAAUGACACCAUACAAAGACUGAAUAACUCCCUCUUGAAAUACGAACAGGACAUUGAGUCAUACAAAAAUGAAGUUUCUACCAUGACGGAAAAGUACAAGGUGCUGGAGGGGCAACUUUGUAGAGAAAAGAAUAUAAGGGAGCAACAGAACGUUGUCCUAGCUGAUUUUAAGAAGCAGAUGCAAAAGGAGAAGGCGGAAAUAAGAAGAAAGUGCAAGGAACAGUAUGAUGAGGAAUGUCAGCAGAAGGUUAACGAGGUGAAGGCCAUUUUCAGUGAAAAGGAGGCGCUGCUCCAGAACAAAAUCCAGUUGCUCCUCCACCAGGUGGAUCGGAUGGUCUUCUCCAGUGAGGAGAAAUCGAAGGAGCAGCGGGUUCAAUCACAAACGCAAACUGAACAAUCAGAGGAGUUGACGCCGCUAGGUCAAUUGCUGCCUCCUCGGGAUGAUUCUACAAACGACCUGAGUUGCUCCACCACUGGAGAGAAAUGGCGAAGUGGAGGGGUUCAGGAGAAGAGGGACUCCCAAGAACCAACCCGCUCAGAGAUUGACUGCGAAAGUAACGUUGACUCCGUUCUCCUUACAAAAAACAACAAAAGGGAAAGCUUCCCCCAUCCCGACGCUGCCAACCAUUGUGAGGACAAGAACGAUGACACCACCAAGAUACCCAUAUAUCCAAACGAAUACAAAAAAAUCAGAAAAAAAUUGGAUAAAUACGAACUGGUCAUUAGCAAAGAAAAGAAGGACAAAAAAGACCUAUUAGAACACAUCAACGUUCUGACUAGCCAAAUAAAGAUCUACGAAUCUAUUAGUGGGAAUUGCGAACACGUCUUAUACCAGAAGAACAUUUUGCAAAACUUCAUCGCGCAGAUUCCUUCUAAUAUAAAAAUUGAUGACUACGUUUCGGUCAUUUACAACACGUUUAAUUUCUCGGCGCAGGAGAUCGAGUUAAUAAAUGCCAAGCGUGCUAAGCGCUGA
This is a messenger RNA of Plasmodium coatneyi, 2775 nucleotides long. RefSeq lists its product as uncharacterized. Bases 1 to 2775 code for a protein of 924 amino acids. NCBI's taxonomy places the organism in Eukaryota, Apicomplexa, Aconoidasida, Haemosporida, Plasmodiidae. The record is from RefSeq and is a predicted model, not a curated record. The transcript has a single exon.